AUGUCAGAAAAGGUGAAAGGAAUUAGGGAGAAGCUUAAGAUAGCACAGGAUAGGCAGAAAGCUUACUAUGAUCGUAGGAGAAAGCCUUUAGAGUUUGAAGCGAGAGACCAUGUUUUCCUCAGAGUUAACCCAAUUACAGGGAUAGGAAGGUCAAUUAAGUCGAAAAAGCUUACACCAAAAUAUUUAGGACCUUACCAAAUCCUUAGGAAAGUAGGAACAUCAGCCUACCAGGUGGCGCUACCGCCAUCUUUGUCAAACUUGCACGAUGUGUUUCAUGUUUCCCAAACAAAGAAAGACAUUCCCGACCCUUCUCAUGUGAUAAAACCUGAACAUAUACAACUCAAGGAGAACUUAACAUACACGGCCGAACCUAAAAAGAUAUUGGAUAGGAGGAUGAAACAACUUAGGAAAAAGGAAAUCCCAUUAGUGAAAGUAGCUUGGAGUGAAGGGGAAAAUGAGGAAGCUACUUGGGAAUUAGAGGAGGAUAUGAGAAGGACAUACCCUCAACUGUUUAGUAUCUUAGGAUGUGAAUUUCGAGGACGAAAUUCUCAAAAAGGAGGGGAGAGUGUAACAUCCCACCAACCAGGUAACGACCUCAUAUGA
Lotus japonicus is the source of this 603-nucleotide messenger RNA. RefSeq lists its product as uncharacterized. The transcript has a single exon. Bases 1 to 603 code for a protein of 200 amino acids. NCBI's taxonomy places the organism in Eukaryota, Viridiplantae, Streptophyta, Magnoliopsida, Fabales, Fabaceae. The record is from RefSeq and is a predicted model, not a curated record.